Vicia villosa (hairy vetch) is the source of this 1151-nucleotide messenger RNA. Its product is annotated as derlin-1. Bases 138 to 881 code for a protein of 247 amino acids. NCBI's taxonomy places the organism in Eukaryota, Viridiplantae, Streptophyta, Magnoliopsida, Fabales, Fabaceae. Gene Ontology annotation, cellular component: Hrd1p ubiquitin ligase ERAD-L complex; endoplasmic reticulum membrane. The record is from RefSeq and is a predicted model, not a curated record. Gene Ontology annotation, molecular function: misfolded protein binding; ubiquitin-specific protease binding. Gene Ontology annotation, biological process: endoplasmic reticulum unfolded protein response. The transcript is spliced from 7 exons.
GGGCUUUUGUAGGCACGUGCGAGGGAAGUGCGUGCACGAACCGGUGUAGAACCUUCUGGGUCUUUAGGAAACAAUUUAAGAACUCUCAUUUCAACUACCAAAUAGGGUUUCGUUUCAACAAUCUUCAUCGCAACGCCAUGACUACUCCCGGCGAGUUUUACAAAUCGCUUCCACCUAUAACCAAGGCUUAUGGAACAGCUUGUUUCGUUGCUACCGUAGCGUAUGAACUUGGAUUAUAUAAACCACAGUACAUUGCACUAAUAUUCGGACAAGUGUUCUAUCGUUUUCAGGUUUGGAGGCUGGUCACAAACUUCUUUUUCCUCGGUGGAUUCUCCAUCAGUUUUGCUUUUCAUCUUUUAAUGCUAAUAAGGUACGGUAUGCAACUUGAGAAGGGGCCAUUUGAAAGACGAACUGCUGAUUUCUUGUGGAUGAUGAUAUUCGGAGCAUUUGCACUAUUGGUUUUGUCUGUAAUCGUAAUCCCCUUUUUUCGGUCCGCGUUUUUGGGAGUAUCGCUUGUUUUUAUGCUCCUUUAUGUAUGGAGUAGAGAAUUUCCAAAUGCCGUAGUCAGCUUUUAUGGACUUGUUUCACUUAAGGCCUUCUAUCUUCCGUGGACGAUGCUUGCUUUGGAUGUCCUUUUUGGUUCUAGCAUAAUGCCUGAUCUGUUAGGUAUCAUUGCGGGACAUCUUUUCUACUUCUUGACAGUCUUGCAUCCAUUAGCAGGUGGAAAAAACAUUUUGAAGACUCCAAUGUGGGUACACAAAGUGGUUGCAAGAUGGAGAAUUGGAGGACCACAAAAUACUCGUGGCCAGCCUGUUAACAAUGUCCAACCAGAGAGCACUUCAGGAGUUUUCAGGGGAAGAUCCUACCGACUUAAUGGAUAGAUGCAGUAAAGAAAGAGGGUGAACUUUGCUGACAAGUUGUUUCACCACUGACAUAUGGAACUAAACAUCCCUUGUGAAUUUGAAUGAGAACACUCUGUAUGAACCUUGACAGUUCAUUGAAAAGCAAACUUUCUUUUGGGGGAGCCAUAUAAUUUGAAUAGUUAUCUUGGGAAAAUUUUACUUGUAAGAAACACUAGGAAAAAAACUUGUGAAGUUAGUAGUUGUCAAAUGUUAAUCUUGAUUACUUCUAUAUUCAGUAGUAUUAAAGUC